This is a messenger RNA of Striga hermonthica, 535 nucleotides long. NCBI's taxonomy places the organism in Eukaryota, Viridiplantae, Streptophyta, Magnoliopsida, Lamiales, Orobanchaceae. The record is from the annotation of a GenBank genome assembly.
AAUCGAUCACUAAUAUCGAGCAAAAGGAUGAUGAAACCGUUAAAGAUUACAUAUCUCAGUUUAACGACCGAAUUCAGAACAUGGAACCUUGUCACCCUGAGACCCUACUAGUAACUGCAGAUGCUGGGUUAAAGCCCAAUUCGAUUUUUCGAUGGACCUUAUGUCAGAACAAGCUGGCUACCUUUCAAGACUUCCUCGUACGAGCUCAACAAUUUAUUAUCGCUGAGGAGUUGAUGUCGGUUCCUAGUUUCGACUUCUCGGCGAAGGAGAAUAAGGUUGAGUCAGAUGUAAAAAAGAAGAACAAGAAGAAUUUUGGAAAACCGCAAUGUCAGAAUUACUCAAAAGGGUAUAAAAAUACUCCGGAAUUCAGAGCUGCCCGAGACCAAUAUGCCGACAACGUGAAGACGGGCUAUCAAACCGUUUAUUCGGCCGGAGCAGCCACAAUUUUUGAAGAACUGAAAGGAAAGGGAAUUAUUCCUGAUCCAAAACCAGUAAGAACUUCUGAAGACAAGUUGGACAAAUCUCGAUAUUGUGC